Molecule: messenger RNA, 2049 nt
Organism: Adineta steineri
Lineage: Eukaryota; Metazoa; Rotifera; Eurotatoria; Adinetida; Adinetidae
Source: the annotation of a GenBank genome assembly
AUGAAAUCAUCCUCACGUUCAAUACUUCAGAAUCGAAAUGUUGAAAAUCGUCCAAUACCUUCGGAAUAUUUUUCAACAGUUGAUUCUAAGAAACAUAAUGAAGAAAAUCGAAAACAACCUGGAGCAUCAUCAUCAUCAUCAUCAUAUAGCAAUGCAGAUUUAAUUACAAAUCAUUUAAAUGAAACAUCAGCAGCAUCGAAAUCAACUACAGGAUCAUCACAACGUCAAUGGACAAUCAAUGAUUUUGAAAUUGGAGCACCACUAGGUCGAGGACGUUUCGGUCAUGUUUAUUGUGUUCGUGAGAAGAAAAGCAAAUAUAUUGUUGCUUUAAAAGCUAUUAUUAAAGAUCAAAUAUCCACGCCACGUUUAGCUAAACAAUUAAUUAGUGAAAUUUCAAUUCAAAGUCGUCUUAAACAUCCAAAUAUUCUACGUCUUUAUGGUUUUUUUCAUGAUGAACAACGAAUAUUUUUAUUACUUGAAUAUGCACCUGGUGGAGAAUUAUAUCGACGUAUGCAAAAAGAAAAAGUUUUACAAGAAAAUGAAGCUGCUGGAUUUGUCUAUCAACUUUGUAAUGCAUUAUCAUAUCUUCAUUCUAAACAAAUUAUUCAUCGUGAUAUUAAACCCGAAAAUAUUCUCAUUGGAGUUUAUGGAAUUCUUAAAUUAGCUGAUUUUGGUUGGUCAGCUGAAAGUAGUGAAGCUAAUAAACGAACAACUCUUUGUGGUACAUUAGAUUAUUUAGCACCAGAAAUGCUCAAUGGAAAUGGAUACGAUGAAAAAAUAGAUCUUUGGUGUUUAGGUGUUUUUACUUAUGAAAUGAUUGUUGGUAAACCUCCAUUCGAUAGUCAAACUCAACAAGAUACAAUUCGACUUAUUCGAACAAAUGAUUUAUCAUUUCCAUCACAUACAUCAUCUCAUGCUCGUGAUCUUAUUAGUCAACUUAUUCGUCGUAAUCCAUUAGAUCGUAUGCCAUUAAAUGAAGUAAUUCAACAUGAAUGGAUUAUUGAAAAUGCAAAUAUAAAAGCAAUUGAUGAAAAUUACGAAAAAAUUAAUAAAUCAACUUCGAUUAAUCAGAAAAAUGAAACAACAACCUUAACAAGUCAAUAUUCAUUUUGGCUUUAUAGAAAUGAAAAAAUCGAAUCACUCAAUGUAUUUAUACGUCCAGUAAUAUCUACCGAUAUUUAUGAUCUAAAAGUUUUAUUUUCUGAUUGUUCAUUAUUUCAACGUGCAUCGGUUGAUUUUUCAAUGUAUUAUUUUGCUUUUCGACCAAAACAUUCAUAUGUUAUUACAUCGAAACAUGGACUUUUAGCACAUGCAUCUAUUAAACAAUGGAAUUUUAAUCAUCAUUUAAGAUCUUCAAUAUUAAUGCUGGGUCUUGUUUAUGUACGGCCUGAUUAUCGAAAAUUUGGUAUUGGAGAAUUAUUAACAAAUUAUGUAUUAAAAAUAAAAUCCGAAGAAGUUAGUUGUAUUCAUGCAAAUAUUCUAACACAACAUCUACCAUUUUAUAUUCGAUAUGGUUUUCAAGCAUCAUUUUCUUUAGUUGGUUUAGUUGGAAAACUUGGUGAAUUCUAUAAUUUAACAAAUAUAAUUGAAGAAGAUGUAACUAUUCAACAAUAUGAAUUAUCAGAUAUACUUGAUAUUGCUACUUAUGAUAGUCAUAUAUAUCCUACAUAUCGUAUACAUUAUUUUGAACAAUUACGUGAACAUAUCUAUUCAAUUGCUGGUUAUGUUGCACGUUCAACAAAAACAAAUACCAUAUUAGGUUAUAUUAUUUUAAAUUUUAGUCAAGAAUUUAUUAAAUGUGGACCAUUAUAUGCUGAUAAUAUAAAUAUUGCUUUAAUGUUAUUAAAACAAUGUGCAACUGAUUAUGAUGGUACAAUGUUAUUAACAUUACCUGAAGAUAAUCGAUUAGCAAUAAAAAUGUUUGAAUCAAAACAUUUUAAACAAACAAAUAUUCUUCAUCGUGUUUAUACAGGUAGUGAAAAUAUUUUUCAUGGUAAAGUUUUUGAACAUAUUUGGGCUGUUACAGAUGAUUGGCUUUCAUUAAUUUAA